Messenger RNA from Onychomys torridus (southern grasshopper mouse), 700 nucleotides. RefSeq names its product histone H3.1. The transcript has a single exon. The record is from RefSeq and is a predicted model, not a curated record. Gene Ontology annotation, molecular function: DNA binding; protein heterodimerization activity; structural constituent of chromatin. Gene Ontology annotation, cellular component: nucleosome. Bases 16 to 426 code for a protein of 136 amino acids. Lineage: Eukaryota; Metazoa; Chordata; Mammalia; Rodentia; Cricetidae.
CUGUCCUUUACUAUUAUGGCUCGCACCAAGCAGACGGCCCGCAAGUCCACCGGCGGCAAGGCCCCGCGCAAGCAGCUGGCCACCAAGGCCGCCCGCAAGAGCGCCCCGGCCACCGGCGGCGUGAAGAAGCCGCACCGCUACCGACCCGGCACCGUGGCGCUGCGCGAGAUCCGGCGCUACCAGAAGUCCACCGAGCUGCUGAUCCGCAAGCUGCCGUUCCAGCGCCUGGUGCGCGAGAUCGCGCAGGACUUCAAGACCGACCUGCGCUUCCAGAGCUCGGCCGUGAUGGCGCUGCAGGAGGCCUGUGAGGCCUACCUGGUGGGUCUGUUCGAGGACACCAACCUGUGCGCCAUCCACGCCAAGCGGGUCACCAUCAUGCCCAAGGACAUCCAGCUGGCCCGCCGCAUCCGCGGGGAGAGGGCGUAAAGAAUUCCUCUCAUUUACUCAACCACUUUAAAGGCUCUUCUUAGAGCCACCCAUCUUCCAAAAAAGGGGCUGUAACGUCCUUCCCAUUUUGUUAAUGAAGUUUUAAUAUGCAUUCAAGAAUGUAUCUGUUUUAGAGAAAGAUUGUUCACACAACUGGGGUACUUUUCUUGUCAUCUUAUCCCUUCCUCAAUUCUAUUGAAAAAGGGUAUUUCAAGACUUACAGUGAGUUUUAUUUCACAACAGGUUAAAACAAACCCUUGAUGCAUGAGUACAA